AGCUGGUGACUAAGGAAUGUUGAUACUACGAUAUCUAUCUCUGCUAGCGGUUUUAAAUGGAGCUCAUGUUUACGGGACAAGUGAGUCUUGCUGUCCUUUUUCAUUUGGAUUGAAAACGUGUCUUGAAAAUGUUGGGGAGGUUUGAGAAAAGUAUAUUGUUCCAGUGUUUGAGUGGAGGUUUGUCCAACAGGGCUUAACUUUUUAUGAAGAAACACUUUGCACAGUAGAUGUAUGAAAAAUAAAUGGGAUAUCAGAGGUUUAGUAUUGCUAGCAGAUCUUAAGAUCAAUUUUCAAAGCGAAUUCAGUUUUUAAUUCACAAGGUUUUGUCAUCAAAUGAUGCUAGUUACCAAAUCCUGCACGUGCCAUACUUUAGUUAAUGAUAAAAAUAAUAGUUAAGGAAAGUUGUAAACAGAAUUUCCUUUUCGCCAAGUCCCAGUGGGUUUUCGGCGUAAUCAGGGAUCGUAAUACUCUCGUGCAAAGGGCGUUAGGGAUCUCUUUUGCCUGCAGAUUAUGAAAUAAAAGUGACGACAUCGCAGGAACCCUUUGCUGGUACUGAUGCACGUGUGUACGUGAAUCUUAUUGGCGUGAAUGGUGCUUCCACUGGCUCCAUAAAGUUGCAUAAUUCAAUGCAGGACUUCGAAAGGGGAAGGUAAAGUAUUGGUUGCACGGCAGCGGUAAGGUAAUACUUAAGUGGAUUAUGCAGUCUGCCUAACCUCGCUACGGGUUUGAUGUAGCUCGGCAAGAAAGAGUAAGAGAAGUAGUUUUACCAAUGUCACUGUAGACAAUUCAAGAGCAAAGAUAAUUUGUUCAAAAACAAACUCGCACCAGUCUCUCAAUCAAUCAGAUGCAAAACCUGGAACGCAAUCGUUUCUUAAUUAUCCGAGUUUUCCCGCGCUUUGGGCAGUUUCCAUGGUUUUACUCUGAGUUCUCAUCAGUUCUUACGAGUGUCUUCUUUCCAUUUAAUCAUUCGAAGAUAAAACUGUUUUUAGUUUUAUGAUACCCAAUUAAAAGAUGCCUUUAUAAGUUACUAUUUGGGAAACGCUGGAAAAAUAAGAAAAAGAUUGAAUAUAAUUUUGCCACUGUAGACAAUUCAAGAGCAAAGAAUGAAGAACGUUUACAGUUGGGCAUUGAGAACAUUAACUCGGAUUACAAAUGAAUGACUAGAAAUUUUUGUUGGUAUCGGUCAAAGCCCUGAGUAACUUCCAUUACCUUUGCUAAGGCAAUAAAGCACUUAAAUAGAUUUUUAUGUUAUGUUUCUAGAACAGACACAUUUUAUCGAGAUGCAAGCCCAGUAGGCCAUUUGAAGGCUAUAAAAGUGCAUCGUGACAAUUCAGGAUUUGGACCUAACUGGAAACUAGCUCGGGUAAACUGUUACAAUCAUUACAGAAUUUUCCUGAUAAUUUCAGACUCUAUUUAGUGUGCGCAGCUUUCAUAGUCACCCGCAAAUAAGACAGCUACCGUUUUGAGGUACAGCAGUGUCAUGCAGUGUUCCUGCUUUUUUAUGAAGUUUAAGUCAAACAGAAAAUUAUGGUUAAAAGAUGUUCGAAGCAAGACUAGGAAAGGACUUUUUGAUUCCUUUAUAAUAAAUCCAUAAAGUAGGAAAAAUAAAUUCGCCAUGGGAUUGGUGAGCAGUGUGGCGCUAUAAACAAUUCCACACCCAAUGAAACCUUAUUUCAUUUAAAAUCACUGCGUAAGUGAAUGAAAAAUGAAGCUUGUGUCUGCUUUCUAUAGAUCACCGUACGUUUCAGCGGCUCGCCUCUGUAUAAGUUUUACUUCAAUAAGUGGAUACCUGCUUAUCGAUGGACUACAGCCAACGGUAAGGUAGAGUGUCCGAGCUAAAUCUGCCUUUUCCAAGCAUCAAAGCUAGAAUGCCGAUCACUUUAAUAAAAAGUACUUUUUGUAUUGGCGACGCCUAAAUUGAAGGUCGUUUAACAAAGCAGGCUACUGGAAAACUUAAAUAUUGUUUAAGGGUAAUUCAGAAUGGCAUUCCGUGUCUUGAACUUGUCUGAAUAACUUCUCAUCCGUUAUCAGAUCGAAUAUCUUAGUCUUUUGCUCAUCUAAAUUCCUUAAAUUAAACCCCACUACUUUUUUUUCACGUGUUGAUGAGAUUAAACUGACUUUCUUUUUAGAGGAAAAUGAAUGCCGAGCUGGUCUGGCAUUGUGCCAGCAUCUCUGUAUUGACACAGGAAGUGGAUACAACUGCGCAUGUCGCACGGGAUUUAAGCUCGAAGGCCGCUAUAAGUGUACAGGUAAGUUUGCGCAUAACGGUUAUGUAAACAAAGUAUAGGCGAUCACCAUCAAUCGAAAAACAGCUAUAAGUUAUCAUCUGUUUCCCUGUGUUUUGGCGUCACCAGUGAUCAAUAUGUGGGCUUACAGACUCCCUUUCCCGAGGGUUUUUGCUCGCUUAAGGCACGCCGAGGAGGACGUCGAUUAAUGAAACGAAUUUUUAUUUUAGUUAGAAUUUCACAAAUGGCUGGAAGUGUUUCCCGUCUCUUACGGUGUCACAGGUCAACUUCAGCAUACUGUAAGCGAACAGCUAUGAGUUCCAAAUGGAAAAUGAAAGUAAUUUGGCAACAGAAUUCCGUUCUCAGAACACCAAAAAUUUGUCAUUACACGUUGUUGUUUUCAGAGAAGAGCUAAUAAAAGUACACAAGGUUUUAAAGUGCACGUGCUGAGCUGUUGUUCUGUUCAUUAGGUCUUUUGUUUUGCCACGUCUUCGUCGUUGGCUCUGUCGUGGUUUGCUUUAGGGCCCUGGCACUAUCUCGAAAAAACAGCAUUUCUCAGAGAAUGUCACUGAGAUUACUCUUCGUGAAAUUCUUCUGCUACGGAGUAUUACAUUCACACAAAUGAUACAUUCACGUAUUCUCUUCAUUUGGUUUCUUAGACUUGGACGAAUACGUUAAUGGAGUAAACAAGUGUGAACAGCAGAUUACAACUUGUAGCAACAAACUUGGAAGUUAUUCCUGCCAAUGCAAAAUGGGAUAUCAGUCCGGAGACUCACUGUACAUAUUUCGAUAUAACCAUAUUUUCGAUAAACCUCUCUAACAUCAAUUUAUCAGAGUCCUCUCAGAUGAUGGUUGUUGAAUUUCAUGUUAGUUUUUCUUAACUGCACUUUUGUAAAAGAGGCAAUUUUCUAAAGAAACUGUUGUGUUACGUCGGUGGAGACAGUUUGAUUUGAUCAAAGAGUUUUUAAAGCCGACAUUUCGAGCGUUAGCCCUUUGUCAGGGCUGCGACAGCUACGUUUUAACUACAUGUGACUACGCUGGCCAAUUUGUCACGUCACGUAUUUCUCCCCAAGCUAAGCGUCAGUGGCAGGUGACUGAAUAGUUCUGCCAAAAUCGAAAAAAAAAUGGCUUCGGGUCAUCGUUUUGUCCAAUAAGGUAAAAAAAAAAAGAAAAAAAUUCAGUUCGUUUUGUCAUGCAAAUAACCUGCUAGCGAGCAUUUUCGUCCACCUCUUAGGGUUUAAAAUAAUGAAAAGAGCUAAUCCAGGCACAUUUAUUUUACUUAGAUGUUGAUGAGUGUAGUACUGGAGAACAAAAAUGUCACAGUCAAACUACCACAUGUAAAAACAAUCUUAGAGGCUACACAUGCCCCUGUAAGAGAGGAUAUCAGCCUGGCCAGUCAGCUUAUGAGUGUCAGGGUAAUUGUUUUUACUAUUAUAAAGAAACUGUGAACAAAAAGCCCCGUCCUUUACACUAUAAUGGAAAAAACCACGAUCAGUUAUUUCCGUAGGGUCUCCAAAAGGAUCUUUAAACAAUAAAUUAUGUCUAACGUUGAAACUGCCUUAGCAACUUUAUCAAUUGAGUCGCGAUAUCUGAAUUUUGACAACUUAUCCUACGUAAUGAAAAUUUUCUAACAAUCUCUUUUUUUUGUUUCCCACGAGAAAGGUUUAUUUAUGCUGGUGAGUUUAAUCCACAGAUAUGAAUGAGUGCAUGGCAGGAAAUCGCAAGUGCGAGGGAAAGACUACCAAUUGCAAAAACAACUUUGGAAGUUACAGUUGCGAGUGUAAAGAUGGAUUCGAACUUGGACUUUCACCCUAUAAAUGCAACGGUAAAAUGAACAAUUAUUUUUUUUAUUAUUCCAGUUUGGGUCAUUCUGGACUAAAACAUUCUCGAGCUGAACUUAACUCGUCCUUUAUCAAGCGUCUUCUUAACGUAAUUUUAAGUUCGUGUCCUAUUAGGAUCGAUUGGUUAAGGUUGCCCACAUUUGGUCGGUUUUUCUUUCUUUUGUAUAAGCUGGAUACAAAAGAAGAAGAAGAAUCUAUAUCUGAGAAAAUUGAGGAAAAAGCAGUAAGCAUCAUAUCAAAAUAUGGAAAAUUGGAGACCAAGUUUUCUCCCCUCAACUAUUGAAAGGAAAGAAAUCUGGUUUUGACUAAUCCCGAUAAUUGCCGAGUCCUAACCGUAAACGUUUGAUUACUUGUUCUAAUGGGAGACUUCAAUUGAGAUUUUUGAGACCGAAAAUGACAAUUUUAGAACAGAGAUUUAUUCACGACUAACUCAUUCAAAUGAGAAAAAAAAAACCUGCCUCUGUUUAAAGACAAGAGACAUCAGCUUGCUCGAACCUCAAUGAGCACCGACACUAGGUAAGGUGUUUACAAAAAGUUACGUUUUCAGUGCCAUUAAUAUGGAUGAGUACCACUUGUGUUUUGAAGAACUUGGCACAUUAACUUCAUUUAGAUGUUGAUGAGUGUAGUACAGGAGAACAAAAAUGUCACAGUCAAACUACCACAUGUAAAAACAAUCUUAGAGGCUACACAUACCCCUGCAAGAGAGGAUAUCAGCCUGGCCAGUCAUCUUAUGAGUGUCAGGGUAAUUGUUUUUACUAUUAGAAAGAAACUGAGAAAAAAAAGAGCCCCGUUCUUUGCACUAUAACGGAAAAAAUCCCGAUCAGUUAUUUCCGUAAUAAAAAAUGAUGUCUAACUUAAAAACUGCCCAAGAAACUUUAUCAACUGAGUCUGGAUAUCUGAAUUUUGAUAAAUUAUCCUAUGUAAUGAAAAUUUCCUAACGAUCUCUUUUUUCGUUUCCUACAAGAGAGGUUUAUUUAUGCUGGUGAGUUUAAUCCACAGAUAUAAAUGAGUGUAUAGCAGGAAAUCACAAGUGUGAGGAAAAGACUACCAGUUGCAAAAACAACUUUGGAAGUUACACUUGCAAGUGUAAAGGUGGAUACGAGCCUGAACCUUCACUCUAUAAAUGCAACGGUAAAAUGAAUACUAAUUUUUUUAUUAUUCCAGUUUGGGUCAUUCUGGACUAAAACAUUCUCGAGCUGACCUUCACUCAUCCUUUAUCAAGCGUCUUCUUAACGUAAUUUUAAGUUCGUGUCCUAUUAGGAUCAGUUGGUUAAGGUUGCCCACAUUUGGUCGGUUUUUUUUCUUUUGUAUACGCUGGAUACAAAAGAAGAAGAAUCCAUAUCUGAGAAAAUUGAGGAAAAAGCAGUAAGCAUCAUAUCAAAAUAUGGAAAAUUGGAGACCAAGUUGUAUCCCCUCAACUACUGAAAGGAGAGAAAUCUAGUUUUGACUAAUACCGAUAAUUGCCGCGUCCCAACCGUAAACGUUUGAUUACUUGUUCUAAUGGGAGACGUCAAUUGAGAUUUUUGAGACCGAAAAUGACAAUUUUAGAACGAAGAGAUUUAUUCAUGACUUACUCAUUCAAACGAGAAAAAAAAAAACCUGCCUCUGUUUAAAGUCAAGGGACAUCAGCUAGCUCGAAAUUCGAUGAGCACCGACCCAAGGUAAGGUGUUUACAAAAAGUUACGUUUUCAGUGUCAUUAAUAUGAAUAAGUACUACUUGUGUUUUGAAGAACUUGGCCCUGAAUGAUUAGCAUAUAAAUACUUUUGAAAACAAAACAAAAUAAAACAAACAUUCAAAUGUAUUUAUUCUGUGGGAAGAAUUAUCACCAAAUAAUAUGGAUUAUGAGUGACUCACUAAAACAAUAAAAGUUUCGAGUGAAUAUGCUGUAUUUCUGAAAGUGUCCGUUUAUUUAUUGGGAUAGAUGUCAUUAUAUGAAAAACUGCGCACCUGCCCCUCCCCUAACCCAGCAUUAACCCAAACUUGUUAUGAUUUGACUUUUGUUUGGUUUGGGGGAAGGGUUGGUGCGAAGUUGCUCAGAUAUUGACAUGGAUCCUUUGGUUCAUAGCUAAACGAUGCAACAUUUCCAUACCUCUGGGAAUGGAGAACGGUCACAUAAGUAACCAAUCCAUCACGGCAAGUUCUUAUUACUCGAGAUAUCCACCUUGGCUCGCCCGACUCAAAAGUGGAGCCGAGGAAAGCUGGUACGCACUCCCAAGUGACCCAAAUCCAUGGAUUCAGGUGGAUCUCGACAAGCUCACCUGGUUGAGAGGAGUAGCCACUCAGGGCAAGAGGUUCUCUUUUUUUGUCAAAACUUACAAGUUGGCAUAUUCUUUGGACGGGAUUCAUUGGAGUACUUAUAAGAAGGCGAACGGUGAAAAGGAAAUGGUAGGCAUUUCGUAUUCAACUGUCAAUUUUAUUUCUUAAAUUAUUCAUAUUGUUUUAGUUUUUUUUCUCCACAUCGCCUUUUUUCCACUUUUUGUUAUUCGCAUAUGUUACCUGUCCCCGGAAAGGUUCACAAUCUCGUUCUAGCUUGUUGCAAUUUAUUCUUUCGGUUAUUUUUGAGGAUAUUUUGUUCCCAUUCCCUGCAUUGAUUUUCAUUCAUCGGCUUCCUCUGUUUUGAUAGACCAUUUCAUACCCUAAUUAUAAUUUCCAGCAAGAGAAUGCAAAAAAAUACCUGCGAAAGGGCACGAGGAACUUUCUUGCACCAUCGAUCAAAUCUUUCAGGUCAACGCCUUUUUUGGGGGGAAAAUACAGAACCAUUUCUCAAUCUUCUGAGAAAGCAGCUCGAAAUGACAGCCAAUGAGUUGUAUAAAGAGGUUAUAGGUAGAUUGCUAGGGAUGCAAUGUCGUUUUACGAGUAAAUCGCAUUAGUUUCAGGACUGUCAGCGCCAUGGUAUCCACUCAUUUAAAGUCUUCUUAAGUAAUAAUUGAUUAUCUUCAUUGGAAAGGUUUUUAAAGGAAACACAGACCCUUACAAAGUAGCUAAGGUUGAACUCGACAACCCCAUUUUUACCCGUUAUGUCCGCUUGUACCCGAAGACCUGGAGGGAUGGAAUAGCUCUAAAGAUGGAGUUGUAUGGCUGCCGACCAGCAUAAGCUGUGUUUUAAUUUGAAAACGACAUUCAGUUGAUGUGCUAACGGAUGUUUAAAUAUCCUUGAUCGCAGUGGUAUUUCAAUAAACG
Molecule: messenger RNA, 7247 nt
Organism: Pocillopora meandrina
Lineage: Eukaryota; Metazoa; Cnidaria; Anthozoa; Scleractinia; Pocilloporidae
Source: the annotation of a GenBank genome assembly